Molecule: messenger RNA, 6213 nt
Organism: Cololabis saira (Pacific saury)
Lineage: Eukaryota; Metazoa; Chordata; Actinopteri; Beloniformes; Belonidae
Gene: cltcl1
Product: clathrin, heavy chain-like 1
Exons: 32
Coding region: 310-5370 (1686 amino acids)
Biological process (GO): receptor-mediated endocytosis; intracellular protein transport
Cellular component (GO): clathrin coat of coated pit; clathrin complex; clathrin-coated endocytic vesicle
Molecular function (GO): structural molecule activity; clathrin light chain binding
Source: RefSeq, a predicted model, not a curated record
AUCGGGGAGAGACGCUUUGGCCCAAUAGUAGUUAAAGUGGACUAGUUUCCUCCGCGGAGGUGCGGAGUGUUUAAUUCAGCGCCGGGAGUGGGGGGGCUCCUGCUGAUUGGGAGCAGUCACUCGGUUCGUGUGAUACAAACGAAAACCACCCAGGCUGCACGCCACGGUCCUUUAAUUCGGCUUUUCUGCUGGGUGCGUUUGGGGCGCAUAUCAAAAGAAGACCACCUCGUCUCUCUCGCUGUCCCCUUCCCCUCUCCUUCCUCACGGAUUCUUCAGACUGAGAGAAAAACAACAGAAAAACACCCAGAAAUGGCUCAGAUACUACCCAUACGAUUUCAGGAGCAUCUGCAGCUGCAGAACCUGGGCGUGAACCCGGCCAACAUCGGCUUCAGCUACCUGACCAUGGAGUCGGACAAAUUCAUCUGCAUCAGAGAGAAGGUGGGCGACCAGAACCAGGUGGUGAUCGUGGACCUGUCGGACCCCACCAACCCACUGAGGAGACCCAUCUCUGCUGACAGUGCCAUCAUGAACCCCGCCAGCAAGGUCAUUGCCUUAAAAGCUGCCAAGACGCUGCAGAUCUUCAACAUUGAGAUCAAGAGUAAGAUGAAGGCUCACACCAUGACGGAGGAAGUCAUGUUCUGGAAGUGGAUAUCGGUAAACACCGUUGCCCUGGUGACGGACUCAGCCGUCUACCACUGGAGCAUGGAGGGGGAUUCCCAGCCGGCCAAAGUAUUCGAUCGGCAUGCCAGUCUGGCGGGGUGUCAGAUCAUUAACUACAGAACUGACGAGCAGCAGAAGUGGCUCCUGCUGAUAGGAAUCUCUGCGCAGCAAAACCGCGUGGUUGGGGCGAUGCAGCUGUAUUCCGUCGACAGGAAAGUCUCCCAGCCCAUCGAAGGCCAUGCUGCCGCCUUCGGGGAGUUUAAAGUGGAGGGAAAUGCCCAGUCCUCCACCCUCUUUUGCUUUGCAGUGCGCUCACAGGCUGGUGGAAAGUUGCACAUCAUUGAAGUUGGUCAGCCGGCUACAGGAAACCAGCCAUUUGCUAAAAAAGCAGUGGAUGUGUUUUUCCCACCAGAGGCUCAGACAGAUUUUCCAGUUGCCAUGCAGAUUGGCAACAAGCACGGUGUAAUAUAUUUAAUCACCAAGUACGGCUACAUCCACCUCUACGACCUGGAGUCUGGGGUCUGUAUCUACAUGAACCGGAUCAGCGCAGAGACCAUUUUUGUAACGGCCCCCCACGAGACCACGUCGGGGAUCAUCGGUGUCAACAAGAAGGGACAAGUCUUGUCAGUGUGUGUUGAAGAAGAAAACAUUGUCAAUUAUGCCACAAACGUCCUGCAGAACCCAGAUCUGGCCUUCCGGAUGGCUGUCAGGUCCAAUCUGGCCGGGGCCGAGGAGCUGUUUGCCAGGAAGUUCAACACUCUGUUUGCCCAGGGAAGUUAUUCCGAGUCUGCGAAGGUUGCUGCAUCAGCACCCAAGGGUAUCCUUCGGACGGCAGAAACGAUCCGUAAGUUCCAGAGUGUCCCGGCUCAGCCGGGUCAGGCCUCUCCGCUCCUGCAGUACUUUGGCAUUCUUUUGGACCAGGGCCAGCUCAACAAGUUCGAGUCUCUGGAACUGUGCAGGCCCGUCCUGCAGCAGGGCCGCAAGCAGCUCCUGGAGAAGUGGCUGAAGGAGGACAAGCUGGAGUGCUCAGAGGAGCUGGGAGAUCUGGUGAAAACAACGGACCCAACCCUGGCUCUUAGUGUGUACCUUAGAGCUAACGUUCCCAACAAGGUCAUUCAGUGCUUUGCUGAGACUGGCCAGUUCCAGAAGAUAGUGCUGUAUGCUAAAAAGGUGGGCUACACCCCAGACUGGGUUUUUCUGUUGAGGAAUGUAAUGCGCGUCAAUCCCGACCAGGGACUGCAGUUUGCCCAGAUGCUGGUUCAGGAUGAGGAGCCGCUCGCCAACAUCAACCAGAUUGUAGAUGUUUUCAUGGAGGGCAGCUUGAUCCAGCAGUGCACCUCCUUCCUGUUGGAUGCUUUGAAGAACAACCGGCCAGCUGAAGGUCACUUGCAGACCCGCCUGCUUGAGAUGAACUUGAUACACGCACCCCAGGUAGCAGAUGCCAUCCUGGGGAACCAGAUGUUCACGCACUAUGAUCGGGCCCACGUGGCCCAGCUGUGUGAGAAGGCCGGGCUGCUGCAGAGAGCUCUGGAGCACUACACCGACCUCUACGACAUCAAACGAGCCGUGGUGCACACGCAUCUGCUGAACCCCGAGUGGCUGGUAAACUUUUUCGGCUCCUUGUCAGUGGAAGACUCUUUGGAGUGUUUAAGGGCCAUGCUGUCUGCUAACAUCAGGCAGAACCUGCAGCUGUGUGUCCAAGUGGCAUCCAAGUAUCACGAGCAGCUGGGAACUCAGGCACUAGUGGAGCUGUUUGAGUCCUUCAAGAGUUAUGAGGGCUUGUUUUACUUCCUCGGGUCCAUCGUGAACUUCAGUCAGGAGCCCGACGUUCACUUCAAGUACAUACAGGCUGCCUGCAAGACGGGACAAAUCAAAGAGGUGGAGAGAAUCUGUAGGGAAAGUAACUGCUAUGACCCAGAGCGGGUUAAAAACUUCCUCAAGGAGGCUAAACUAACGGACCAGCUGCCUCUCAUCAUUGUCUGCGACCGCUUUGACUUUGUCCAUGAUCUGGUUCUCUACCUCUACCGCAACAGUCUGCAGAAAUACAUCGAAAUCUACGUACAGAAAGUGAACCCCAGUCGACUGCCUGUGGUGAUCGGCGGCUUGUUGGACGUGGACUGUUCUGAGGACGUCAUCAAAAACCUGAUCAUGGUGGUCAGGGGGCAGUUUUCCACCGACGAACUGGUGGAGGAGGUGGAGAAAAGGAACAGGCUGAAGCUCCUGUUGCCAUGGCUGGAGUCGCGUAUCCACGAAGGCUGCGAGGAGCCAGCUACCCACAAUGCCCUGGCCAAGAUUUACAUCGACAGCAACAACACCCCGGAGCGCUUCCUGAAGGAGAACCCGUUUUACGACAGCGCUGUAGUGGGACGCUACUGUGAGAAAAGAGACCCCCACCUGGCGUGCGUGGCGUACGAGAGAGGCCAGUGUGACCUGGACCUCAUCAAGGUUUGCAAUGAGAACUCGUUAUUCAAGAGCGAGGCUCGAUAUCUGGUGCGGCGAAAAGAUCCCGAGCUGUGGGCGAACGUGCUGGAGGAAGACAACCCCUUCAGAAGACAGCUCAUUGACCAGGUGGUGCAGACGGCUCUGUCGGAGACCCAGGACCCAGAGGAGGUGUCGGUCACAGUCAAGGCCUUCAUGACUGCAGACCUGCCCAACGAGCUGAUCGAGCUGCUGGAGAAGAUUGUUCUGGAUAACUCUGUCUUCAGUGAACACAGAAACCUUCAGAAUCUGCUGAUUUUAACCGCCAUCAAAGCCGACCGCACUCGCGUGAUGGAGUACAUUAACAGGCUAGACAAUUACGACGCUCCUGAUAUUGCAAACAUCGCCAUCAGUAACGAGCUUUUUGAAGAGGCGUUUGCCAUUUUCAAGAAGUUUGAUGUCAACACUUCAGCUAUACAGGUAUUGAUAGAGCACAUAGGAAACUUGGACCGUGCCUAUGAGUUUGCCGAGCGCUGUAAUGAGCCUGCGGUGUGGAGCCAGUUAGCCAGAGCUCAGCUGCAGAGAGACUUGGUCAAGGAGGCCAUCGACUCGUACAUUAAAGCCGUGGACCCGUCAGCGUACAUGGAGGUGGUCAAUGCAGCCAGCAAAAACGAUAACUGGGAAGACUUGGUCAAGUUCCUUCAGAUGGCGCGGAAGAAAGCCAGAGAGUCGUACGUGGAGACGGAGCUGAUCUUUGCUCUAGCGAAGACAAACCGGCUGGCCGAGCUGGAAGAAUUUGUCAGCGGGCCCAACAAUGCACACAUACAGCAGGUGGGAGAUAGAUGUUAUGAGGAGGGGAUGUACGAAGCAGCCAAACUCUUGUUCAACAACGUGUCCAACUUUGCUCGGCUUGCGUCCACGUUAGUCCAUCUGGGAGAAUACCAGGCAGCCGUGGACGGCGCCAGGAAAGCCAACAGCACCCGCACCUGGAAGGAGGUUUGCUUUGCGUGUGUGGACGGUGAGGAGUUCCGGUUGGCCCAGAUCUGCGGCCUGCACAUCGUGAUCCACGCUGACGAGCUGGAGGACCUGAUCAGCUACUACCAGGACCGCGGCUACUUUGAGGAGCUCAUCGCUCUGCUGGAGGCCGCUCUCGGUCUGGAGCGGGCCCACAUGGGCAUGUUCACGGAGCUCGCCAUCCUCUACUCCAAGUUCAAACCUCAGAAGAUGAGAGAGCACCUGGAGCUCUUCUGGUCCAGAGUCAACAUCCCAAAGGUCCUUCGUGCAGCUGAACAGUCUCAUUUAUGGGCAGAACUGGUUUUCCUUUAUGAUAAAUAUGAGGAGUACGACAACGCUGCGAUCACUAUGAUGAGCCAUCCGACUGAUGCGUGGAAAGAAGGGCUGUUCAAAGACAUUGUCGCUAAGGUUGCUAAUGUGGAGUUGUACUACAAGUCCCUUUCUUUCUACCUGGAUUACAAACCCCUCCUGCUCAAUGACCUGCUCACUAUUUUAUCUCCACGGCUGGACCACAGCAGAACUGUUAACUUUUUUAGCAAGAUGAACCAGCUGAAGUUGGUCAAGCCUUACCUGAGAUCUGUCCAGAGUCACAACAAUAAGUCUGUCAAUGAAGCUCUAAACAACCUGCUGACGGAAGAGGAAGACUACCAGGGUCUGAGAGCGUCCAUCGAUGCCUACGACAACUUUGACACCAUCGGCCUGGCUCAGAGGUUAGAAAAACACGAACUGAUCGAGUUCAGACGUAUCGCUGCUUAUCUGUACAAGGGAAACAACCGCUGGAGACAAAGUGUGGAGCUCUGCAAGAAAGACAAACUUUAUAAGGAUGCAAUGCUGUACGCUGCUGAGUCCAAAGAUGCUGAGCUGGCAGAGACUCUGCUGCAGUGGUUCCUGGAGGACGAUAGGAAGGAGUGCUUUGCUGCCUGCCUGUUCGCCUCCUACGACCUGCUGCACCCCGACGUGGUGCUGGAGCUGGCCUGGAGGCACAACAUCAUCGACUUUGCAAUGCCGUACUUCAUCCAAGUCAUGAGAGAAUACCUCACAAAGGUUGAUGAGUUUGCAGCGCAGGUGACGGUGGACAAACUGGAGGUGUCAGAGAGCCAAAGGAAGACUGAGGAGGAGGUGACGGAGCCUCAGCCGAUCGUGUUUGGCCAGCAGCUGAUGUUGACCGGCGCGGGGGCGGCGGCUCCAGUGACCCCUCAGCCAGCGUACCCGGGUUACAGCUACCCCGCCAACGCCGCCGGUUACCCCACCCCGCCUCCGUACGGCUUCAACAUGUAGAGCCCCGACGUCUCCUUCCUCUUCCAUCCAUCUCUCCCACCCCCUCCCCCCCUUCCUCCACAUGCUCAUGCCUGACCUGAAAUAAAACCCAAACCUGCUGCUCUGUGUCUCAGCUGCCAGUGUGGACGCCUUCAUUCCCAACAGACUCCACCCACUUUCAAAGUAACUGCAGCCUAAAACCUUCAUCUGUAGUUUUGUCCACGCCCAUUUUACAUUAGAAGGACUUUGGUGGCAUCGAGGAUAAACGUGGAUCGAAGCGCUGUCCAUGUUUUUUCCUCCACAUGAUUAACAUUACCACUGAUGUAAACGGCAUGAAGUCACCUCUCAGCUCCCGGAGGAAUUAAUGCAUCUUUAGCUUCACCAAACCACUCUAUCCUGUUGCUGUUCCAUGUAGACUUAAUCAUAGAGCGGCUUUUUUUAUGGUCUUAUUUCCAGCACUGAAGAAGAAGAGACUUCACUGUGGAGUGGAAGGAGACGUUUGUGUCUCCGACUGCAUUAAGCACUGUUACGGCCUGACUUCCUCUCAUUUGUUCAUGUUUGAUUUCAAAACUGUCUCAUAUUCUGAUUAGACAGUUACAGUGCAAUAGUUCUUGUUUUUUCUUUUCACAACAGGUACAAAAGUGUUUGAUGUAUACGGGCUAAGGACACUUGUUCACGAGGUUAAAGUCUGUGUGUGUCGGUGUUUGUCUCUAAAACUCUUUUGUGGGAUGCAUCACAAAACCAAGAGACAGUGAAAUUGGCAGCAUCCAACUUUCUGGGUCAGAGUGGGCGAUGUCAUUUGUCAGCUUCUCAGAUGCCAGGAGGGAAUAUUUGAAGUUUUGGAAUGUUUGUGACAAAAAAGAA